This is a messenger RNA of Cercospora beticola, 2531 nucleotides long. RefSeq lists its product as uncharacterized. The record is from RefSeq and is a predicted model, not a curated record. NCBI's taxonomy places the organism in Eukaryota, Fungi, Ascomycota, Dothideomycetes, Mycosphaerellales, Mycosphaerellaceae.
UUUGGCACCCAUGCCGGUCACGCCCUUCCUUCCAGUGUGUAGAACAUCCAAAUAGGAUCUGGAUCUUCCGUGCAGUUAAGCAUCUUCGACGUGUGAGGUUUCUGCAUCUGGAGAGACCUUCGAGCAUGAUGCGCUGAAUUUCCAUGAUUUCCAAGAGGGACCCUCCCUGUAAAUCAACAAUUUGCUAUUGACGACGCUCACUUGGAGCAUUGCAGACCACGAAAGUAUCUAGACGACCUCGAGGUCCGCUGAGAUGCCAUUCGGGUACGUCGAAAUAAAGCCGGACAACGUCGAAAGCUUGUUGAUGGUGCAAUCCUGCACAGACGUCGCGUGAGCACAACCCUAGCAGAACUCUUCUCUUUUGGGCAAUAUACAGCCUCUCCAUCGAGCUUCUGGUGGUGCAUUGUCUCGGCACCGUAUGAACACGACAGUCCGGGGUAGCGCUGUUUAUUUCGAUCGCAGCUCCGAGGCUGCGUGACAGCAACCAAGUCACUUAUCGAAUUCGAGAUCCUGGCAACGAAUGCAGGCGAGGAUAGGACUGAUGCUGCUACUAUGGCUCUGGGGAGGAAGAUCGAACCAUCACACGCCAUAUUCGCAAUUUGGGGCGUCAUGAAGUAGACAGACAUGGUGAAGCUGUUCGAACAGGGACGAUGAGAGCGCAACUUCACAGUUGACCUCAAGUACGCACAACCCUGGUCCGCAAAGCCGACGAAAACUGCGCAUUCUUUCUCAUUCUCGCUCUCUGUUUGUUGGCGUAAGCCGCCCGCGCUCGUUGAUCGGAAUGGUUCUGGCUACGACACUCUCUGCCCUCGCGGCAUGCGUACGACUUACAUUUGCUCUUCCUCAUAUCGAUCAGACGCCUGUAGUAGCCGCAGCAUUACUGGAGCACACGAAACGAGAGAAUGCUUUCUCACCGUUGGUACCACGUGGUUUGCAGGAGUCCCUAUCACUCCCACCACUGCUUCCCAAACUGGAACUGCUAGACCCCAUUUAUGCUGCAGCACCUCCACUGCCCAUCCUGCAGCUGCCCACACCUCCCUUGACCACGCCCGGGUAUUUUGGCAGUGAUAUUCGUCCGCAAAAAAUUGGCUACUUCUGGACCGCCGCGGGCGACAAUGUGCAUUCAGACUUCCUCGCAACGUUCAGUCUGGACGACGAUACCUUCGGCACAUUGCUGCGGGUCGUCGAGAUUGGCCUCUCCGGGUGCAGUCCACAUCAUUCAGCGGUUUCUUUGGACGGGCAGGUGUUUUGGGGCGGAUGUCUGCUCUCCCUGCUGAAGACCCAGGACACAGGCAUCUACAUCGACACUUCGGAUGUAUACAACCCGCGGUACUGGAAAUCCGACCGAGCGACUUCCGCUUCCAUUGCAGAUGAAGUCGUCGCGAAACCUGGAGGUGGCUUCUUUUUCACCUACAUGGACUCGCUGCUGGGCACCUCUCCUGGACGUCUGGUUGAAACCAGUCCAGAAUACGAAAUCAUACAUCAAUGGCCUGAAGACCUCGAUGGCACGUUGAACAUCCUCGGCCAACAGUUCUCGCCUCAUGGACUUAGCAUCGACUUUGACAGAGGCCUUAUUCUGACAUCGGAUUUUGUGGUGCCAUUGACUGUGCUAAAGCCGGUCUCCACGACCAUCGACGGAGUACAGAGGGCUUCGACCCUUCGGCUUUGGGACCUCGCAACGCGCACCAUCAUAAACACAAUCAAUAUUCUCGAUGGUGGUGGUAUACAGGAUGUCAAAUUUAUUCCCGGCAAUCCCGAAGGAGCGGCUCUGUGCACCGCCGUGCAUCCCGGUCAGGUUUGGAUCAUUUAUCCCUACCGAUUGGACGAGUAUGGCAAGCCUGGUGUAGCGGAGCUAUUUUACCAGUUCGAGUAUCGUGACACCGUCGCCGUCUUCAGCACGAUCAGCAAGAAUGGUCGUUUCGCAUACUUUACAUUCACGACUGGUAACCAUAUUGCUGCCCUAGACAUAACCGAUCUGCGAAACCCCAUUCGACUCGAUAACCCAUACGAGAUUCAACCUGUCGUUGGAGCCCACUAUCUCAAAUUGACGCCUGAUCAGAGGAAUCUCGUCGUCUGCGACUACUUUGUGCAGACAGGGCCAAUAGGAGUCGUCAACACUCCUGCCGACUAUAGAAUUCUGUACAUCGACAUUCUCCCGAACGGAGCACUCUCCUUCGGCCGAAGCAUUGACUUCGCAAGCAUUUUCGCAGACACUUAUGGCGGUGCCAAGCCACAUUCCGUCGUCAUUUUCGAUCUGACAGAUCCGUGGUAUCCUCAGUGGUACUAAUUAGCACAGAUGGAGCAGGUGUACCGUCGUUCGGGGGUAGGACAGUGGCCGUGCACAUGACAGAGAUCUAAGACCAGGGGGGAAAGAUAAUAUCGAUACGAAGGCUUUGUUCCUCGUGUACUAAUGUUUGAUUUGGCGAGAUCAUUAAUCGUAAUUACUUCGACUCUUGAGAAGAGACGUUAUGAGACCAAGAAUUGCGCCAUACAUCUCACACUCCAUACUACUUCCUAUACUUGUUGACAAU